Gymnogyps californianus (California condor) is the source of this 2155-nucleotide messenger RNA. It is a transcript of the gene KPNA5, whose product is annotated as karyopherin subunit alpha 5. Gene Ontology annotation, cellular component: nucleoplasm; nucleus; cytoplasm. Bases 48 to 1667 code for a protein of 539 amino acids. Lineage: Eukaryota; Metazoa; Chordata; Aves; Accipitriformes; Cathartidae. Gene Ontology annotation, molecular function: nuclear import signal receptor activity; protein binding. The transcript has 14 exons. Gene Ontology annotation, biological process: NLS-bearing protein import into nucleus. The record is from RefSeq and is a predicted model, not a curated record.
GGUGUUCUCUCGUAGGAGGGCGGCGGGCGCCGUGCGUGUCCGCUUCGAUGGACAACAUGGCAAGCCCAGGUAAAGAUAACUUCAGAAUGAAAAGCUACAAGAAUAAUGCACUUAAUCCCCAAGAAAUGCGCAGACGAAGAGAGGAGGAAGGAAUCCAGCUUCGGAAACAGAAAAGGGAAGAACAGCUGUUUAAACGCCGAAAUGUUUCUCUCCCGGGAAAUGAAGAAUCCAUGGUAGAAAGUCCAAUUCAGGAUCCUGAUGUCAGCUCUACUGUACCUAUUCCAGAGGAAGAGGUUAUUACAGUAGAUAUGGUCCAGAUGAUUUUCUCGGAUGAUCCUGAUCAACAACUCACAGCAACUCAGAAAUUCAGAAAAUUGCUAUCUAAAGAGCCUAAUCCACCUAUAGAUGAAGUCAUACAAAAACCAGGAGUAGUACAGAGAUUUGUGAAAUUUCUAGAGAGGAAUGAGAAUUACACUCUGCAAUUUGAAGCAGCUUGGGCUUUGACAAACAUAGCAUCUGGAACUUUUCUACACACCAAAGUUGUAAUUGAAACUGGAGCUGUUCCAAUUUUUAUUAAGUUGCUUAGUUCAGAACAUGAAGAUGUACAGGAGCAGGCAGUGUGGGCUCUUGGUAACAUUGCUGGUGAUAAUGCAGAAUGCAGAGACUUUGUUUUGAACUGUGGAAUAUUACCACCCCUCUUAGACCUGUUAACAAAUUCAAAUCGUCUUACAACAACUAGAAAUGCAGUCUGGGCUCUCUCAAAUCUCUGUAGAGGAAAGAACCCACCUCCAGACUUCAGUAAGGUUGCUCCUUGCUUAAAUGUUUUAUCAAGACUGUUGUUUAGCAGUGACCCGGAUGUAUUAGCAGAUGCUUGCUGGGCCCUCUCUUACCUUUCAGAUGGUCCCAAUGAUAAAAUUCAAGCUGUUAUUGAUUCUGGAGUGUGUCGAAGAUUGGUGGAGCUGCUUAUGCAUAAUGAUUACAAGGUGGUGUCCCCUGCAUUAAGAGCAGUUGGAAAUAUUGUUACUGGGGAUGAUAUCCAAACACAGGUGAUCCUGAACUGCUCUGCAUUACCCUGUCUCUUGCACUUGCUUAGUAGUCCCAAGGAAUCUAUUCGAAAAGAAGCGUGCUGGACUGUUUCUAAUAUUACUGCAGGAAACAGAGCUCAGAUUCAGGCUGUUAUAGAUGCAAAUAUUUUUCCAAUAUUGAUCGAAAUUCUUCAAAAAGCUGAAUUUCGCACCAGAAAAGAAGCAGCAUGGGCCAUAACUAAUGCAACAUCAGGAGGAACCCCUGAGCAGAUUAGGUAUUUGGUAGCACUAGGUUGUACCAAGCCUCUUUGUGAUCUCCUGACUGUGAUGGAUUCAAAAAUAGUACAGGUGGCUUUAAAUGGACUUGAAAAUAUUCUGCGUCUUGGAGAACAAGAGUCUAAGCAAAAUGGAAUGGGCAUUAAUCCUUAUUGUGCCCUUAUAGAGGAAGCAUACGGACUUGAUAAAAUUGAAUUUCUUCAGAGACACGAAAACCAAGAGAUCUACCAAAAGGCUUUUGAACUCAUAGAACAUUACUUUGGUGUCGAAGAAGAGGACUCCAGUAUUGCACCUCAAGUGGAUGAAAGUCAGCAGCAGUUUGUGUUUCAACAGCAGGAGGCUCCAAUGGAGGGGUUUCAGCUGUAAACUACUGAAGUGAAGACAAGCAUAAAAUGUAAACACUUGUAGGGUUUUGGGUUUGUUUUUUUCCCCAGAGGUCUUUUCUUCAUGGCCAAAGUUAGAGGAAAGGUUGAAUAUGUUUUGCAGAAAUAGAUGAAGAAGCAGCUCAUGCACUUUUAUAUAUUGUGUUAGAUACAACUGUUCUUUGUUUUGUAUUUGUGUUUUUCAUUAUCUCUUAUGUACAGAAAACAACCAUGAGUAAUCAUGUCUAAAGUAAAGCAUUAAAUGUGAUUUAACACGAACUGUUAAGCUAAGACUUGGUAGGAUUUUAGGUAGUGGUUCUGAAUUUUUCAUGUAGUCUCAAACUGCAUAUCAGCAAUACAGUUACUGACAGUUGCAUUUUUGGCAGUAGGCUUGACUUGCCCAGUCUCUAUCAAAUCUACCUCUUGUAUUGAAGCAAAAACAUUGCUUCAGAACUAAGGCGUGAAAUAAAGAUGAGCUUGUAAGAAGCUGAA